AUGAGUGUUUCUAAAACUGUUACGUUUCCCAGGAACAAUGAUUUUAGGAGAGGCUUUAGUGAACAGAGAGCAUAUGACCAUCUGUACGAUCCGGUUUACACCGUGUCCAGUGAAGUGGAUAACGCUCGACAAAGUUUUAGAGCAAACGCGUCACUGGAUCGAGUGAGGAAGGUUCCGGAAUUCAAGAACAUGUUUAGUAAUCUGCCCCAUCACCCCAGCUACACUAUGCGCCUAGAUCCACUUCACGCCUCCACUGACCAGCACUGGAGAGGACAGGCACGAGAGAACAGUACCCAGCUGACAGGAAUCGCACCUCAUUAUCGCUCUCAGGAAACAAAAAACAAGGAAUGCAUUGUGACUGGAGCUGAUGGCUGGAAGUAUUUCAAACGUCCCGUAUCCAUGUUUGAGCAGAUUCCCCCUUAUGUUGUCACUGCCUUACACAACCGUCACCCUUACCCCGACACCGCUGGGGGCCAGGAACGCACCCCGACCCCGUUCGAGCGCACGGUCGGGGUCCAGACGAUGUAUCGGGAGAGCGAGGCACAGACUGAUCCUUACUCACCCCUCUACACUCUCCGUAGUGGGGCAGAGCUCCCUGAACUUCUCACGAUGCCUAAACUAACAUGGGGCAGUGGGUUACCGGCUGGACUGACAGAGGUUGAGUGGAUAGAGAGAUCACGCCAAGUGGAGAAACUGCCAACGCUGAACGACCCCAGCCAGCUGGGCAAGGUCAAGAGGACGCUGAAAAAGAUGGAAAGGGAGAAGUGGGCCAUUAGAGAGAAAGAGAUAGAGAAGUUGCAGGAGGAUCGUCUGGCCUUGAGUAUGCAGAACUUGCUCCAGAGGCUCGCCCAGCGGAGAGCUGUCCGAGCGGAGUGCCUGAGUAAAUACGCCUCCCAGCAGCAGCAGGAAAAGGAGGAGCGCAUGAAGAAGAACCAGCGUGAAUAUGAGAGGACGCUGCGGAGGCUGUUGGCAAAGAGGAAUUUGGGUGGACGGUCCCUGCGUCGUGACAUCAUUAAGGAAUAUUCGGAUUAUGGGUCUCAGGUUUAUGCCCCUCUGACCCGUAAUGGAGUAUUCCUUGACCAGAAUGCCCAACGCUAUGUGGUUGACACCAACGUCCUCGACCACUAUGAAGCUCUGUUGAAGUUUGAAGGAGAUCUCCCAGCCUCUGAAGUGGUGCCGCUGAUAAAAGCUCCCAAACUCAAGCGCCCUACCUGCAGGGAACUGAAGAACAUGAAGGACCAGGAAGCUUUGAAAAAGGAGGUGCUUCGCAUGGAAGAGGAGAAGAAGAACCCUCUACGCCUCCUCAAAAGGAUUGAGAAACCUGUCCCUCUACCCCCAGCCCCUAAGGUGGAAGCCCCCCCUGAGGGAUAUGAGGAGAAGGAGCUGGCUGUCAUCUUCCUGCAGAAACUUCUGCGAGGUAGAGCUGUACAGAAACAGAUGUUUGAAGGUUUGGAGAAGCAUAGGAACUUAAUUCAAGAGCUGCGCACCACCCAUGCUCUGCAGAGGGAGGGACAAGAGCUCCAGGAAUCAGAGAAAGCAGUCACACUGUCUCUACAGAAAGAGGCAGAGCGACACGCAGUAAAGGUGUCUGUGAGGGACAGCCGUGUGGCUGCCCUGUCAGGGGCCAUGGUUGUGGAUAAGCUUGACGCCCUGUCCCUGGUGCUGGUCAGACUGCAGGAUGAGGAACAAGCCCGUGUCUUCAUGGCCAAGGCUAACAGGGUCCGCCACCUUCGUGUGGCCGAGGAGAGUAAACGGAGGCAGGAAGAGGAAAAGAAACGUGCUGAAGUGGACGAAAUCUACAGACAGGUGGUGAAAGUGCACCAGGACACGGCGGAUCAGUACCUGAAGGAAGUGAUCGAGGACACGGUGGCUCAGACAGCCGACACUCAGGCAAGAGAGGAGAUUCCACGCCUGGCCGAGAAAAUCAACGACGACGCCUACGCCGCGGAGAAAACGCGGAACAGCCAGCAGUCAGAAGAGAUUGUGGAACAGCUGGUCACCAGCAUCCUCAUCCCUGGAGUUCAGAUAAUCUCUGCCCACAACAAAGUGAGGGAGGAGCAGCAAAAACAGCUCCAGGCAUCCCGCGCUGUCAUCACGGAGAGCAUCGAAACUUCUGUCGUUCCCUCGGCUGAGUGUCAAGGGUCACUGGGACCUUAUGUAGCCCAGACACUCCCCCCUCCCUCCACACGUCAGCCUGUGUCUGACGUGACCGACCAUGUGAGAGAAGGUUUCUCCACAGCCCCAGAUGCUACUGCCUGUAGCCCAGCAACAUCCGACUCACAUCCUGGGGCUACCACAGCAGUAGAGCAUAAGGCAGCGGAGGUCCGAGAAACUGACAAGGACCAAGCCAAAGAAAGCGAGAGCAGCUAG
Messenger RNA from Chanos chanos (milkfish), 2370 nucleotides. RefSeq names its product cilia and flagella associated protein 91 (gene cfap91). The record is from RefSeq and is a predicted model, not a curated record. The coding region runs from base 1 to 2370 and encodes 789 amino acids. NCBI's taxonomy places the organism in Eukaryota, Metazoa, Chordata, Actinopteri, Gonorynchiformes, Chanidae. The transcript has 17 exons.